Messenger RNA from Tuber melanosporum (Perigord truffle), 934 nucleotides. RefSeq lists its product as uncharacterized. The record is from RefSeq and is a predicted model, not a curated record. NCBI's taxonomy places the organism in Eukaryota, Fungi, Ascomycota, Pezizomycetes, Pezizales, Tuberaceae. The coding region runs from base 710 to 913 and encodes 67 amino acids. The transcript is spliced from 2 exons.
CUUGUUUAUUCAUGGCUAGGAAGCUGUAGGAGGGAGGAAGGGAGACGGGCAGUACCAGCUGUCUGCCGCCCUGGAGGUUAAACUUUAGGGCCAAAGGACAGCACAAUCGGGGAAAGCUUGAUGUCAUGAGACGCGCCAUUAGAUAAUCUAGGGCGUGUGACGAGAGCUCAGGUUUGUAUAAAGCAGUCUGUGAUCCAGGAAGGUUUCCCUUUCCCAUUAUUCACGCAUCAGAUAGGAUUGAAGAAGGCUAAUCUACCACCUUUAACGAAAGAAUUUACGGAUUUCACGAUUUACGGAUGACCCGUGCUUUUUUUGCCCUCCUCCAUCCUUGUUAGUAUAAAACAAACCUUUUGUUCAUUCCCGAACAAACCAAACCAGAACAACCCUGCACAACCAAACUGGGUGAAAUGGGUGAGCCAUCGCAAGCACAGGUGAAUGGCAUCAUUGUCGGCCUGACCAUCGGCGGUUCCAUCUUUCUCAUCUUCGUUCUUACCCUGUUUCACUACUACUCCAGACGCAUGCACCGGCCGAAGGAGUCACCGAUGGGGAGCGAGUACAUGAGUGAGGCUUGACGGACGAACGUAACGAACGGCAAUCGGGAGGUGCGUAAAAGUGUGAGAGGAAGGAUUAUAAUUAAUUGAUCGGAUUGUAUAAGCGGGUUUUUUGUUUUUGUUUUUGUUUGCAUUUUUAUUUUUUGGGCUUUACACGAAUGGGAGGGAAGGAGGGAGAAAAUCACUGGCGGACACACCAAAGUCGAGUCUAUUUACGGACCUGGUAUCAUACCUUACCACAUUUCCUUACUUUGUCAUGUACCAUUAUACUGUGCAAUUGCCACAUCUAUCCAAAGUACCUAUCAACGCUAUACACCUGUACAGUACAGUACUUCUACACGCACAUAAACAAACAAUCAUAACCCCGAACCUUCCCUAGAAAA